Messenger RNA from Exophiala oligosperma, 1158 nucleotides. RefSeq lists its product as uncharacterized. Bases 1 to 1158 code for a protein of 385 amino acids. The record is from RefSeq and is a predicted model, not a curated record. Gene Ontology annotation, molecular function: oxidoreductase activity; zinc ion binding. The transcript is spliced from 2 exons. Lineage: Eukaryota; Fungi; Ascomycota; Eurotiomycetes; Chaetothyriales; Herpotrichiellaceae.
AUGCAGACCAGCGGCAUCAUGAAUAAGUCUCCAGGUCCAUCCGCCAGUAGCAAGCCUGUAACUGCCUUGGUCAUUACAAGCCACAAUGGACCUUUUGAACAGAGACAGGUCCAACUCAAGGACAUGAGACCCGACGAGAUUAUCGUUCGCAUGGUCGCCACCGGCGUUUGUCACACCGACGUAGGCUCCGCCAUGGGCAAACUGCCUCCGUCCCCGCCGGCCGUGCUAGGCCACGAAGGGGCGGGGAUUGUGGAGGAAGUUGGCGCCGAUGUCAAUCACCUCGCCCCUGGAGACCAUGUUCUUCUCUCCAUCACCAGCUGCGGAGCCUGUCGACCUUGCCUUCGUGGCCUCCCGUCAUACUGUCGAGUCGGUCCCAGACUUCUUUUCGGUGGCGCCCGUGCCGACGGCAGUCAUACAAUGUCGAUGGGCGACGUCGACAUUGCUUCACCCUACUUUGGACAAUCCUCGUUCGCUUCUAGAUCGAUCGUCACGGCGAACUGUGCCGUCAAGCUCGACAAAGAUGUCCCCCUGGAUGUUCUCUGCCCACUCGGCUGCGGCCUGCAAACCGGAGCUGGGACCGUCCUCAACGACUUGAAACCGUCUGUGGGAGAAUCUAUUGCGGUCUUUGGAGUGGGCUCAGUUGGGCUGGCCGCUGUCAUGGCGGCGGUACGCUUCACACCGGCUACACAGAUCAUAGCCAUUGACAUCAACGAAUCGAGGCUCCAGCUAGCCGCCGAGCUCGGGGCGACGGUCACGAUAAACUUGAGCGGCAAGGAUGUUGUUGAACUGAUCAAGGCUGCAACGGCCGGCGAGGGUGUCGACCGUGCGCUCGACGCCACAGGGAAUACUGCAGUCAUUGAAGCGAUGAUAGCAUCGGCCGCAAACAACGGAAUCGUCGCCACGGUUGGAGCAGCGCCGGCAGGGAAAUUCGUCAACAUCGAGCCAGCAGAGUGGAUCGGAAGGAAUGUCAGCUACGUCGGAUCUUGUGAAGGGUCGGCUCAUCCUCAAACGUUUAUUCCUGCUCUUGUGGAAUUUUGGAAGCAAGGUCGCUUUCCGAUUGAGCGCCUGAUUAAACGAUAUCCAUUCACCGAAAUAAACAAGGCUAUAGACGAUAUGCACCACGGACGGUGUAUCAAGCCUGUAUUGAUUUGGCCAUGA